Molecule: messenger RNA, 3355 nt
Organism: Perca fluviatilis (European perch)
Lineage: Eukaryota; Metazoa; Chordata; Actinopteri; Perciformes; Percidae
Gene: col13a1
Product: collagen, type XIII, alpha 1
Exons: 44
Coding region: 239-2734 (831 amino acids)
Source: RefSeq, a predicted model, not a curated record
GGCCCGCGGCAUCCAGAGCUGCGCAGAGAGAGAGAGAGAGAGAGAGAGAGAGGCUGACUCGGGUUUCAGAGAGACGCGCACUGACGGCUGGCCCUGCGGCACACUGCGGGAUCGCUCAGAGGAGAAGCAGCGAAUGGGACAGACGGAGCGGAACGCAAGAGGAAUAAGAGUCCGUCCCUGUGAACCAACAACAUCACUGACUGACUGCUCACAACCUGCACAAUGACUCGCAUUCUAAAUGAGAUGCAGUUGCUCAUCUGAGUGCAACAAAGUUGUAGUUUGGAGACAGUUUGAAGAAGAAAAUAGACAUCUGUUAAACUUUUAUCCCCCCCCCACUCCCAACAGCCUGACACACGCUCCAGCGUCGCAGGUUCCCAGGUUGUCAGGAUCCCUCUUCUUCUCUUCACCUGAUGCGUAUAGGGAUUUCCGUGUGGAUAAAAACCAGAGUUACGCGUCUAAAAUGGAUGAGAAUCAGAAGUGGGGAGUCGCUGGUAAACCGGGUGACACAGCGGCUUCCAAGCAGCCGCUGUGGAGGAACUGGAGGGAUAUGUCUGCAGUAACGAUUUGCGUUGCACUGUCUGUUCUGUGCCUGGGAGUUUGCAGCGUGGUUUGCGUGCGGAGCUCGGAGCUGCAGAGCCGGAUAGUAAGUCUGGAGCAGCAGCAGCGGGGCGCGUGGAUGUUGUCUCUGGAGCAGGUGGAGCCCGUUAUCCUGGGCCGGCUGGACCAGAUCCUGGACGAGAAGCUUGCAGCGCGACUACCCAAGACCCGAGAGGCGAGGGAGGCUCCCCACAGCUGCCUGUGCCCCCCAGGACCUCCAGGUCCUCCUGGACGGGCAGGCUUUCCGGGUGACAAAGGAAGUAUGGGGAUUCCUGGGAGAAUGGGCAUAAAAGGACAAGCAGGGGAGAAGGGAGCACCAGGCGAGCCAGGUCUUUCUAUCAUUGGACCAAGAGGACCUCCUGGACAACCUGGAACAAGAGGAUUCCCAGGCUUCCCAGGUCCAAUUGGCUUGGAUGGCAAAUCUGGACAGAGCGGACCGAAGGGAGACAUGGGGCAGCGUGGUGCUAAAGGAAUCCCAGGGGAACCUGGACCCAAAGGGGAAAAGGGCGUAUGUGGAGACUACACACACCGGGGCCUCUUUGUGCAGGAUCUUCCUCUGAAAACCCUGGCUGCCUUGCGCUCCAGUCAGGCUCUGAUGUUGAAGAUGUUGCCCAUCACCGUGCGCAACAUGCCCUCAAUAAGCCCUCUAAUCCUAAAACGCCUCAAGCAGGGCGAGCCUGGAGCGCAGGGACCCCCGGGACCUCCAGGACCCCCAGGACUCCCAGGGACCCCAGGCCUAAAUGGAGCCACUGGCCCAAUGGGUAAGCCUGGUGAACCAGGCAAACCAGGAAAAGACCCAAGGCUUUUACCAGGCAUGAAGGGUGAGCCAGGUGUGCCAGGAGAAAAGGGGGAUCGAGGUGAUAUUGGCCCUCUAGGUCCUGAAGGCUCAAAGGGAGAUAUGGGAGACCAAGGAAUUAAGGGAGAUGAAGGAAAGAGGGGUUUCCCAGGAGAGAGGGGAGAGAAGGGAGAACCAGGUUUCACGGGCGCUCCUGGGUUAAAGGGCCAGGCUGGCAUCCCUGGUAUCCCUGGCAUCCCUGGCAAGAGGGGCUACAGGGGUGAGAAAGGAGAUCCGAGCAUUGCAGCCCAGGGAAUUAAAGGAGAACCAGGUUCACCAGGACUUCCAGGCCUAAUGGGACCCAAGGGUGACACAGGCGACAAGGGAGAGAAGGGGGAAGCAGGCCUUGAGGGCCCAGCUGGACCAAGAGGUCCUGCAGGCCCAACUGGGGAGCCAGGAAAGGCUGAAAUCCAAAACAAUGAAAAUGAUAUUCGCAACAUACCCAUGAUGGGCCCACCUGGAUUACCUGGACCUCCAGGGACCCCGGGACUCCCUGGUACCAAGGGUGAAGUUGGUCUGCCAGGUGCUCCAGGGCUGGACGGAGAGAAGGGACCCAGGGGAAAGCCUGGAGAGCCUGGUCCUGUAGGCCCAGCCGGUCCUGAAGGCCCCAGAGGGGAAAGUGGUGUCAUGGGCUUUGCGGGACCCAAAGGAGACAAGGGAGACAUGGGUCCAUCUGGAUCACCUGGUUUAGAUGGCCCUACUGGUGAAAAGGGGGCUUCAGGGGCCCCUGGCCCUAUUGGAUUACCUGGCUCAAUGGGCCUAAAAGGUGCACCUGGAGAUGGUGGAAGGUCAGAAAUGAUCUAUGGGCCUCCAGGGCCCCCAGGACCUCCAGGACCAGUUGGCCCAGCAGGAGCUCAAGGAUUUUCAGGGCCUAAGGGAGAACCAGGCAUAGGCAUUAGAGGAGAAAAGGGAGCGACGGGUCAGAAGGGCGACAAGGGAGACAGAGGCCAUCUUGGACUUCCUGGGGCUCAUGGGUUAGACGGCAGACCGGGUCCAGUGGGUCUAAUCGGACCAUCAGGUGUGUCAGGGCCAGCAGGACCAAAGGGAGAGAGAGGUGAAAAGGGAGAUGCAGGAUUACCAGGACCAAUCGGGCCUCAAGGCAUCCCUGGUUUAGUAGGACCACAAGGACUCAAAGGAAACCGGGGAGAGAGGGGCAAGAAAGGCAACAGGGGGGCCAAAGGGGAUAAGGGAGACCAAGGAGCACCUGGAUUAGAUGCCCCCUGUCCGUUGGGAGACGAUGGCUUACCUGUACCAGGAUGUUGGAAUAAAGGUCAACAUCCUUUCCAACUGGCUAAGAAGUAGGACUACUAGAGACUGUCUCCAUGACGCCACAGAAAGCAGAAAGGGAACUUGAAGACGUUAGGAGAUAUCUUUGAGUUUUUACCCAAACCUGGAGUUGGCAUUUCAACGUUUUUUCCAGGAGGUCGGACACAGGGCCAGUAAUGUCCGAGGCUCCGGUGGCAGUGGUGAGCACAUUCACUUCAAUAAGACUGGGGAGUAGAGGCGUUGCACCAUCCUUAAGUUAUUUAUUGAAGGCUCUGUGGACAGGACAGCCAUCGCAGCCACAGGGAGAUACUGUACCUACCCAUGUGUUUCUUUGACUGCAUUCACUUUGAUCUAUUUAACUCCCGGUGAAAGCGAGGCAUGGACACUUUAGCACAUGCUUUUUGUUGUGUUUGACGUGACAUCGAUACUGUAACUGUGAUAAAGAAUUCAGAGCAGCUCACAGAGCAGGUAGAUGUCAGGUGUUUCCAAGAAAUAACAAAGGGAGACCCUCUUGAUGAUUCCUUCUUGAUAUUAUCUCACUCACUGCCUUUUUAAAAAAUCCCUUUACAUGCAGCUAUGACAUUUUGUUUGAAUGAUUGUGCUGUAUAGGAAAUACUUUGAAACCAGCAUCACAUAUCAUGCCUGGUCACAUAUAUA